GAUUUUAUACUAAUAAAGAAGAUAAAAGAAUUCUGAGAACUAAACCAUGUAGAAACAGUCAAUAAACCAGACAGGCAGAGGGACCCAGCAGAGACUAACAAAGCCUGUAAGUCAUCACAUUCCAUUAGAAACAUCCAGAUGAAACCAGAUGAAAAAGCACAACAACUACUCCUAAACAACUGCUGGGACCACUGGACUCAGAAACACAGCAAGAGACCAUAUUGAAAUAUGGCUCAAAGUGACUUCCUCUAUCCAGAGAACCCAAAAAGGCGACAAGAAGUAAACCGUCUUCACCAGGAGCUCCUUGACUGCUUAUCUGACAGCUUCCAUGCCACCAAUAAGCUGAUUGGGGUUUUAAACACGCACUUAGGGUGUAUGUUACCUUCCAUUGAAAUGAAAAGAGACGGGACCAUCAAAGAAAACUGUGAUAUCAUCAUCCAAGCCAUGAUGAACAUCCAAAAAGAAUUGCAAAAGGUGGAUGAAGCACUAAAAGAUAAACUAGAGCCAACUCUUUAUAGAAAACUUCAGGAUAUUAAGGAAAGAGAAACCGAGAAAAUUGCGAUAGUACAGAAGGUUAUUUCAGUCAUCCUGGGAGAAGCCACUUCUGCCGCCAGUGCAGUGGCUGUUAAACUUGUGGGCUCAAAUGUCACGACUGGCAUAAUUAACAAGUUGGUCACCGUGCUAGCUCAGAUUGGUGCGUCUCUCCUCGGUAGCAUAGGAAUCGCUGUUCUUGGCCUUGGGAUAGAUAUGAUCAUCCGUGCCAUCCUGGGAGCAGUGGAGAAAACACAGCUUCAAGCAGCCAUCAAAAGUUACGAGAAGCACCUGGUGGAAUUCAAGUCAGCUUCAGAAAAAUAUCAUCAUGCCAUUACUGAGGUCACCAACACAGUGAAACAUCAAAUGAAAUAAAAUUACUUUAUU
Molecule: messenger RNA, 918 nt
Organism: Bubalus bubalis (water buffalo)
Lineage: Eukaryota; Metazoa; Chordata; Mammalia; Artiodactyla; Bovidae
Gene: SMCO3
Product: single-pass membrane protein with coiled-coil domains 3
Exons: 2
Coding region: 229-906 (225 amino acids)
Source: RefSeq, a predicted model, not a curated record